AUGAGCAAUAAAUACGAUUCAGAGGUUGAGAAGGAGGUACUUGAAUGGAUUGCUCAAUUAACUGGAGCCAAGAUCGAACGUGGUCGGGAAAAUGUCGCUGCUGCUCUGAAAGAUGGCGAGAUUCUCAUGAAACUGAUCAACACAGUGUAUGAAGGAACUCCAGAACUGCCGCCGAAUGCUGCCCGUCUUCGUAGGCCCUUCAAGGUGAACGCCUCAAAAGUCUCCUUCAAGCAGAUGGAGAAUCUAGAGGUAUUCAAUAGAGCUUGCGCAGCCUAUGGUGUGGGUAAAACAGGACUCUUCCAAACUGUUGACCUCUACGAAAUGCGGAAUAUGGGACAGGUCAUAAACUGCAUCUAUCAACUCGGAACUGAGUGCCAACGAAACAAUUUCAAUGGGCCUAAAUGCGGUCCCAAGCCAACCUAUGAAAACAAGAGAACAUUCUCUCCCGAGCAAAUGGCCAUGUCAAACACCAUUAUUGGCCUACAGGCUGGUUCAAAUAAGGGUGCUAGUCAGAAGGGCAUGAGCAUCGGUGCCGUUCGUCAUAUCGCUGAUAUUAAAGCAGACGACAUGUCAAAGGACGCCCAAGGUAUCAUUGGUCUACAAGCUGGUUCAAACAAAGGGGCUAGUCAAUCCGGUAUGGCUAUGGGCGCAAUUCGUCAUAUUGCUGAUUUACCUGUUGACGCAAUGUCUGCGGAAGGUAAGACGAUCAUUGGCCUUCAAUCGGGCUCAAAUAAAGGAGCAAAUCAAGCUGGUAUGGCUAUGGGCAGCAUUCGUCAUGUCGCAGACAUGAAAACGGGAGAAAUGACAGAGGGUGGAAAGACCGUGAUUGGUCUCCAAGCGGGCUCGAAUCAAGGUGCUAACCAAUCAGGAAUGUCAAUGGGAAGCAUUCGUCAUAUUGCUGACCUGAAAACGGGAAAAAUGUCAGACGAAGGCAAAAGUGUGAUUGGUCUUCAGGCGGGCUCGAACAAAGGCGCGAGUCAAAAGGGAAUGAAUAUUGGCAAUACACGCCACAUUGCUGAUAUGAAAAUAGAUGAUAUGUCAGCAGAGGCAAAGAAUUUCGUUGGUCUUCAGGCAGGAACAAAUCAGCUUGCUAGUCAAACGGGCAUGAGCAUGGGCGGAAUUCGUCAUAUCAAUGAUCUUAAAGUUGGAGAGAUUUCCGAGAGUGGAAAGAAGGAAAUUAGCCUCCAAGCUGGAUCAAAUGCUGGUGCUAAUCAAGCUGGCAUGUCGUUUGGUAAUCGACGCAACAUCCCCAGGAAGUGA
This is a messenger RNA of Rodentolepis nana, 1260 nucleotides long. The record is from the annotation of a GenBank genome assembly. NCBI's taxonomy places the organism in Eukaryota, Metazoa, Platyhelminthes, Cestoda, Cyclophyllidea, Hymenolepididae.